GCGCGUCAGUCGAUCCCGAGCGCGGCUGCAGGGCGGCGGGCUGCAGCUAGCAGAGCGCGCCGACCCUGGGAGGCGGCGGUGUCCGCAGGCGUCGCGUGAGGAGGCUCGGAGCCCAGAGACUCGCGCAGCGCGAUGGCCCCCAUUGGCCUCAAAGCGGUGGUCGGCGAGAAGAUCAUGCAUGAUGUGAUAAAGAAGGUAAAGAAGAAGGGAGAGUGGAAGGUGCUGGUGGUGGAUCAGCUGAGCAUGAGGAUGCUUUCCUCCUGCUGUAAGAUGACAGACAUCAUGACCGAGGGGAUAACAAUUGUGGAAGACAUCAACAAGCGCCGAGAGCCGCUCCCCAGCCUGGAAGCUGUGUACCUCAUCACUCCCUCUGAGAAGUCUGUCCACUCUCUCAUCAGUGACUUUAAGGACCCACCAACUGCCAAGUACCGGGCUGCGCACGUCUUCUUCACUGACUCGUGUCCAGACGCCCUGUUUAACGAACUGGUAAAAUCCCGAGCAGCCAAAGUCAUCAGAACUCUGACGGAAAUCAACAUUGCAUUUCUCCCAUAUGAAUCCCAGGUGUAUUCCUUGGACUCUGCUGACUCUUUCCAAAGCUUCUACAGUCCCCACAAGGCUCAGAUGAAGAAUCCGAUCCUGGAGCGCCUGGCGGAGCAGAUCGCAACUCUGUGCGCCACCCUGAAGGAGUACCCGGCCGUGCGGUAUCGGGGGGAAUACAAGGACAAUGCUUUGCUGGCUCAGCUAAUCCAGGACAAGCUCGACGCGUACAAAGCCGAUGACCCGACAAUGGGGGAGGGCCCAGACAAGGCACGCUCCCAGCUCCUGAUCCUGGACCGCGGUUUCGACCCCAGUUCCCCCGUCCUUCAUGAAUUGACUUUUCAGGCUAUGAGUUACGACCUGCUGCCGAUUGAAAAUGAUGUAUACAAGUAUGAGACGAGCGGCAUUGGAGAAGCGAGGGUGAAGGAAGUGCUCCUGGACGAGGAUGACGACCUCUGGAUAGCGCUGCGCCACAAACACAUCGCGGAGGUGUCCCAGGAAGUCACCCGUUCUCUGAAGGAUUUUUCUUCCAGCAAGAGAAUGAAUACUGGAGAGAAGACCACCAUGCGGGACCUGUCCCAGAUGCUGAAGAAAAUGCCCCAGUACCAGAAAGAGCUCAGCAAGUAUUCGACCCACCUGCACCUUGCUGAGGACUGCAUGAAGCAUUACCAAGGCACCGUGGACAAACUCUGCCGGGUGGAACAGGACCUGGCGAUGGGCACGGAUGCUGAAGGGGAGAAGAUCAAGGACCCCAUGAGAGCCAUUGUCCCCAUUCUGCUGGACGCGAAUGUCAGCACUUACGACAAAAUCCGCAUCAUCCUUCUCUACAUCUUUUUGAAGAAUGGCAUCACCGAGGAAAACCUGAACAAGCUGAUCCAGCACGCCCAGAUCCCCCCGGAGGACAGUGAGAUCAUCACCAACAUGGCCCACCUCGGGGUGCCCAUCGUCACGGACUCCACGCUGCGUCGCAGGAGCAAACCGGAGCGGAAGGAGCGCAUCAGCGAGCAGACCUACCAGCUCUCACGAUGGACCCCGAUCAUCAAAGACAUCAUGGAGGACACCAUUGAAGACAGACUUGACACCAAGCACUACCCGUACAUCUCCACCCGCUCCUCUGCCUCCUUCAGCACCACCGCGGUCAGCGCCCGCUAUGGGCACUGGCAUAAGAAUAAGGCCCCAGGGGAGUACCGCAGUGGUCCUCGCCUCAUCAUCUUCAUCCUGGGGGGCGUGAGCCUGAAUGAGAUGCGCUGUGCUUACGAGGUGACCCAAGCCAACGGAAAGUGGGAAGUGCUCAUAGGAUCCACGCACAUUCUCACCCCACAGAAACUGCUGGACACGCUGAAGAAACUGAAUAAAACAGACGAAGAAAUAAGCAGUUAAAAAAUAAGCCACGCCUCCAAACAACGAACCCUCUCCCCAGAGUGCUCGCAGCCCUGACCACCGCUGACCGCCUCGGUUCCUUUGCUGACCCCCUUCUCCCUCCAUCGCCUGCCCCAGCUCUGCACGCCCGGCCGGCACUGUCGCCAGCUGCGUUCUCGUGUUUGGUGAUGCCCUCUUCUCGUUUGAAACAAAAUAAUGCAUUGUGUUUUUUUUAAAAAAAGAGUACCUUCUAGAUGUAUCCUGGAGAUGUUCGGUGUGAGGGACGCGCUGCUGGAGGGUUUCUGAACUGCUUAGGAUGAUGAAUGGACACCUGCUCCCCAUUGGCCAUGAUUUUAUGACCUUGUACAUAAGCCAGCGUGACGUGUGCACAUUGCUUGCGUAUGGGAAGGUAGAUGUUUGGGUGUUUUUAAAAACCCGUUUGGGAUUGUUCCUGUUCUUGUUGGGAAUCACUGAGAUGUCCGUUUUUGGAGUAUUUUAAACUGAGGAUUAAUCUGUUACCUUCACUCCAGUUCCUACCCCUCAGUGCCAGCUCUCAUCCAGAUAAGCUUGGAAGUGAAGCUCAGGUGACAUCUCGAGAGGUUUGAGCUGGAGUCGACCUCUGCUCUCCCCAGGGGGCUCAUUCCCCCCCUCCCCCGUGCUGGAGGUAGGGGCUGGGGGCGUCCACGGGAAGUCAGGCUGGGUGCCUGUCGUGGCUCCCUCCCUGGCCGCUGCCGCAGCGCUGUGAUCCUGUUCUGUGGUCUGUCACUGUCCCCAGAUGAGUGAGGAGCAAGCUCCCAUCGGGGACCUGGGUCCCUUGGAGAAGCAGUCAGACCUGGUCCUUCAGACCAGACGCCAUCUUUCCCCAGGCAUCACCCCCGACAGAGCUGCUCUCAGCAGGGUCAGCCUGGGUAGAGCGAACCAGAGCAGAGUGAGUUCCGCAGGCUCCUGGUCAGAGGUCCCUUUCCUGUAGAGCACUGUCUGUGCCCCUGACACUUCAAACCACCUGAAGAGUAGCCCAGUGGAUUUAUCCAGACCCUGACCCCACUCAGGUUAUCCUCCGUUUAAGAUACUUGCUAAUACUUUAUUUUGUGUAGUGUGGGGUCAUAUGUCGUCGUGCUUGUAAGAGAAAACGAUCAUUUUAUUCUCUGUAUAAAAACGUAGCUGUAUAAGGCUUAGCUCUGAUGCAGACAUUAAAGAAGCAAAUGCAGGAAGGACGUCUCGUCGCCCUCAGGACUCAGCAGCUCGUUCUCCGGAAGGGAGCGCACUAUUUGUUCUGCUGCUGUUGUGAACUAUAAUGAACAGUGGAAGUCACAAAAAUGUCCCGCGCCCACCCCCACCCACCCCCUUAGCCCCUGCAAACCGUGUGUGUAUAUUACUGUCUUGUGGCAUCGUCAUUGCAAACGUGCUGUGUGCUAGUUCUCCGCGGCCCUCGCUUCCCUUUCAGAAUAUACUCCUCACCCGCCCCGUUAGAUGCAUCGUGGCAUUCUCUUCUCAAGGCUUUGAAAUCUCCCCUUUGCACUCAGAUUAGUUUUCAGGUCUGUCUCCCUUCCCCCCCUUACAAGAUCUCAUUUCCUUAGGACAGACUGUAGGGACCUGCCUUGGUUUGUUUCUUCUUGUUACUGCUUGUUUUGUCCCCUGCCCUUGACCAAACGAUCGAUGCUCAUGCUUCAGGACCUUGUUUGUCCGACAUGUCGGUUUUCCUUUCUCUGUUAUUUAUAUAAAAAUAAUUUAUCAAAAGGAUAUUUAAAAAAAAAAAGCUAGUCUGUCUUGAAACUUGUUCACCUUGAAAUUAUCAGAAUCUCAGUGUUUGAAAGUAUUGAAGCACAAACAUGUAUCAUCUCUGUACUGUUCUGUACUAAAGCACUCGAGUCUAAUAAAUAAAUCAGCGCCCA
This is a messenger RNA of Aethalodelphis obliquidens (Pacific white-sided dolphin), 3788 nucleotides long. RefSeq names its product syntaxin binding protein 1 (gene STXBP1). The coding region runs from base 133 to 1917 and encodes 594 amino acids. The record is from RefSeq and is a predicted model, not a curated record. NCBI's taxonomy places the organism in Eukaryota, Metazoa, Chordata, Mammalia, Artiodactyla, Delphinidae. The transcript is spliced from 19 exons. Gene Ontology annotation, biological process: vesicle-mediated transport.